Ctenocephalides felis (cat flea) is the source of this 2069-nucleotide messenger RNA. RefSeq names its product probable arginine--tRNA ligase, cytoplasmic. Gene Ontology annotation, cellular component: cytoplasm. The record is from RefSeq and is a predicted model, not a curated record. NCBI's taxonomy places the organism in Eukaryota, Metazoa, Arthropoda, Insecta, Siphonaptera, Pulicidae. The coding region runs from base 87 to 2069 and encodes 660 amino acids. The transcript has 2 exons. Gene Ontology annotation, molecular function: arginine-tRNA ligase activity; ATP binding. Gene Ontology annotation, biological process: arginyl-tRNA aminoacylation.
ACCCACAUGGCUCGUGAAGAUAAUGAUGCGGUAGUCUGAUCGUGUGAUUAUAGUGACUUAUUAUUUUAUUAAAUAUUUUUAGUGCCAUGUCUCAAAUGGAGGCAAUUCAAUAUAGUAAGUUCAACGAACUGAAAAGCCAGUACGAAGAACUGAUGCAAUAUUGUGAGAUUACUGGAAAAGGUCCGUAUUUAACAGCAAAUUCCACCGAACUGGAUGCAUUAAAAAAUGAAAACUUAAAACUGUCUCAUCGAAUUUCCAUAUUGAAACAGGCAAUUCAAGAUCUCAGUGAUUCUAAUAUGGAUAGUAUAUUGACAAUAUUAACUGAUACAUUCAGAAAAGCUGUAAAUCAGUCCUAUCCUGAUUUAACCAACCCUCCAAUCAUUGUAUCAUUGGUUGGAUCUCAGAUACCAUUUGGCGAUUACCAGUGUAAUUCUGCUCUACCCAUAUGCAAACUACUGAAAUCACAAGGCAUAAAGGCUUCUCCAAAAGAAAUAGCUGAACUUAUUGUCAAGAAUUGUCCCAAGUGUCCUUUAAUUGAGAAAGUAGAUAUAGCAAAUGCCGGUUUCAUUAACAUAUUUUUGUGUCGACAAUAUUGCAAUAAGAUACUAAAAGAAUGGUUGAAAAAUGGAAUUACUCCUCCUCGAUUAUCAGAAAGGUUAAAGGUUGUAGUAGAUUUUUCAUCUCCAAACAUUGCUAAGGAAAUGCACGUAGGCCACCUACGGUCAACAAUUAUUGGCGACUCUAUAUGUAGGCUCUUAGAAUUUUUAGGUCAUGAAGUUCUAAGAAUAAAUCAUGUGGGUGAUUGGGGUACACAAUUUGGAAUGCUUAUUGCCCAUUUACAAGAUAAAUUUCCGAACUUUAAAACUGAAAGCCCAGAAAUUAGUGAUUUGCAGACAUUUUAUAAGGAAUCAAAAAAAAGGUUUGAUGAAGAUGAAGAUUUUAAAAAACGUGCCUAUGCUUGUGUAGUAAAAUUACAAGCUUUCGAUGAGGAUUACUAUAAAGCUUGGCAAUUAAUAUGUGAUGUGUCCAGAAAAGAAUUCCAAAAGCUUUAUGAUAGGUUGGACAUUAAAAUUAUGGAACGGGGAGAAUCAUUUUAUCAAAGUCGAAUGGAAAUGCUUGUAAAAGAAUUGUCUAAUAAAAAUUUAUUAGAAGAAGAUAAUGGAAGAAUGAUUAUGUGGGGUGAGAAACAUGGGGAAGGAAUACCAUUGACAAUUGUUAAAUCAGAUGGUGGAUUUACAUAUGACACUUCAGAUUUAGCUGCUAUUAAGCACCGAAUAGAAGAGGAAAAAGCUAACUGGCUAAUAUAUGUGACUGAUGCUGGUCAGUCAACACAUUUCCAAAGCAUAGAAUCUUGUGCAAAGCGUGCUGGUAUUUUAAACUCUAGUAAACAUCGUUUAGAUCAUGUCGGCUUUGGAGUAGUCUUAGGGGAAGAUGGCAAGAAGUUUAAAACCAGAUCUGGAGACACAGUUAAGUUAAUUGACCUUCUUGAUGAGGGUUUGAGGAAAACAGAUGCAGUGCUUAAAAGUAAAGGAAGGGAUACAGUUCUUACGCCACAACAAUUGAAAGCAGCACAAGAGUCUGUCGCAUAUGGUUGCAUUAAAUACGCUGAUUUAUCUCAUAAUAGAAAUCUCGAAUAUGUAUUUUCCUUUGAUAAGAUGUUAGAGGAUAAAGGAAAUACUGCUGCUUAUAUGCUGUAUCAGUAUACACGCAUAAGCUCAAUUGCUCGAAAUGCAAAUGUUAUUCGUGAACAAAUUAUCCAAGCUGCUGAAAAUAUUGAUGUAUCAUUGGAACAUCCCAAAGAAUGGAAAUUGGGAAAAGUUUUGUUAAAAUUCCCUGAUGUAUUAAUAAAGAUAACACAUGAUUUAUUUUUGCAUCAUUUGUGCGAAUACAUGUAUGAAGUUGCUACGUCCUUCUCUGAGUUUUAUGAUAAUUGCUAUUGCAUAGAGAAAAAUAAAGCAGGUGAAAUUGUUAAAGUAAAUAUGAAUCGACUAAUGCUUUGUGAACUAACAGCAAUGACACUUAUUAAAUGCUUUGAUAUACUAGGUUUGAAACCGGUUUCUUUUAUGUAG